GCAUAUAGAGGAGACAGGGUUGGAUACGCACGCAUGGCUUCGCACACACCGUUUGGGGCUCUGUGUCUUCCGCUUGCACCAGGAGUAACCAGUCUGUUUUUGUUGUCAAAGAGCUUAAGUUGCUUUAUUAAAUUGCGUUACUACACUUACUCUCUUAUUUUUAAAUAUCCAUUUUCCACCUCUGAGUAUAAACAUCUUCAUUUUUUAUCUCAUUACCGGGAAGUAAAUUAAAUUCAUUUGAAAUAAACCGCCACUUUUUAAAUUCGAAAUGCGUCGAACUGAAGUGACUUGAAUGUUAACUCAUUUUAUUUUCAUAGUAAUAAAAAUAUAAUAAUGUCAAGUUUAAUUUAUAAUGUAUGACAAUAUUGUUAAAUGUUGUUAAUUUAUUAUUUAAUGUGUUAACAUAGUUAGAAAGUGUGAAUAAAUGUGUAAUUGAGUUGUCUGUUGUUCAAGAUUUAUUAAUAAUUAUGAUAAUAAUUAUGAGCAGAGUUAAUGGUUUGAUAUGUUUAAUGUUGGGGGUAAUUGUUGUGGGUGUAAAUAGUGAGCAGAGAUUUAUCGAAACUCCACCGAGUUAUCAAGAGGUAUCGAGUGGAGAAGAUGUUAAGUUGGUUUGCAAGGUGCAGGAUAAAAAGGGCCAGUGUAUUUGGCAAAAAGAUCGUAAGCCAGUUGGCAUGCAUCCUGACAAAUAUGAGUGGGCUAAUGGACGUGGUGGUGGUGGUAAUGGUGAUGCUGAUUGCACACUUCUUAUCAGACGUGCAUCACUUGAUUUUGAUGAUGGAUUAUGGGAAUGCCAGGUGACACCUGGUGAUUUCACACGACAGGAUGCAUUAACGUCUUUACCUUCACGACUUCUUGUUAGAGUAAAACCAAGAAAACCGAGUUUAGAAUAUGGUGGCACAAUCUUGACAGGAGCGCUUACGCUAAGAGAAGGUCAGGAGGUCACAAUUUCCUGUGUAUCUCGUUAUGGCAAUCCACCAGCACUUAUUAAAUGGUUUAUCGGAGGAGAUGAAGUAGAACCACUUAGGGAACAAACCAACGCUACGGAAGUAGACAGCCCUAAAACUUGGGCUGCGCACAGUUUAAUGAGGGUAAAAGGCGAUAGAGAAAAUCAUGGUCUUCCUGUAAGAUGUCUCAGUUUACAUUCAUCGAGUCCACUACCUGCUAUUGCUGAAUGUCGACUUGAUAUUCAUUAUGCACCGGAAGUUCAUAUUGAAACUAGUCCACGUUUAUUGACAUCAGCGCUAGAAGAUUCAGCUAGUUUUAUGAGCAUUAAAUGUCUGGCUGACGCAAAUCCACCAGCGGCAAUUAGAUGGUACAGAGAUUCGAUCGCAUUAACGCGAAGUAAUUCUAUUGAAUCGAUUGGUCAAAAUUUAACCCACCGUAAUGGUACAAUGAGCGGUUCGGAGAUACGCUUUGAACCGGUAAAACAAACGGACGCUGGACUUUAUACAUGCAGAGGGAUUAAUGUCAUUGGAGAAAGUUCACCUGCUAAUUAUCGACUUGAUGUUCAAUAUGGACCACGAAUGAGGAUAAACGGUAGAACAAAUAAUACUGCAGGAGAAAUAGAAGUAACAGCAAUGUUAGCAUCAACUGUUGAUCCGUUCGAGUGCGAUGAUUUUGAUGCCAACCCACCGGCACGAUAUCGUUGGGUUCAUUUGAGAGGCGGUGUACCGCAGACUAUCGACAAUUCGGUGCAUGGAGAAACAGGUUCGCGGAGACUCAGUUUGAAAAAUGUUAUUUGGAGCAAUGAAGGAGAAUAUCGCUGUGUUGCUUUCAAUAUUAUAAAUGGGGUAAGAAGAGAAAUGUCCAGUGAUACAAGAUUUAUUUUACACGUAUCUGGACCACCGGAAAUACAAACACGGUCUUAUAGUAAUGACAAUAAUAUCGAUCGCUUGAGUGAUGAUAUGAGUAUCGAUGAAUCGAUUGGGUGGGUUGGUGAUCCGUUUCAUAUUUUAAAAUCGAGAUUUUGUUCGAGACCGCCGCCUAGAUUGAUUGCUUGGCAAUGGGGUAGUUCACAUAUACGAUCAGGUGAAAGUAUUGAGCCAAAAUAUGAAGCAUUGCCUCUAGAACCAAUAAAAGAAAAUAAUGAAACAACAAACUGUUAUUAUGCAAAAUUAGAAAUACGCGAUUUACAAAAAGAAGAUUCGCGUGUUUAUAAUUUAAUGAUUGAAAGCGAAAAAGGGCGAGAUACAACAAGUUUGAAACUUACUGUACGGGAUCCAAUGGAGAUAAAAAUAAUAGCUAUUGCCGGUGGUAUUGGUUUGCUAUUACUGUUUUUAAUAAUUGGAUUGGUAUUUUAUUCGAUACUGAAAGCAAGACACCGAAGAUACCAAAAGAAAAAGGCAGAAGAAGAAGAGGAAGGAAGCAUUGCUGCCGAUGCGUUUUACACCACAACACCUUCAAUAAAUAGACAAAAAACAACAGCUUCGCCGGCUAGCAAAGUUUACGUGAGAAAAAGUCCUUCCGAAGGCGGACUCGCUGUUAUGUAUGAUUAUAAUCAAAUUGUUAAACAUUCUAGGACAUUAAGUCCUGAAGCUUUGAAAGUAAGAAGAGCUCCUGCUGUUCUUCAGCCACCUACUAUCGUUUAAUUAGUACAAUAAUAAUUAUUAUUAACUAUUAAAAAUACAGUAAUUUUAUGUACUUACAUAUGAAUUUUUCAUCUUAAAAAUUAUUUAUUUUUGCACAUUAAUUGUUGUGCGCUAUAUAUACUAGAAUUAAUUUUAUUAUUGUGUGAAAUGUUAACAGUGAUUUUAAAAAUAUGAUUGUGUUAUGCUUCCAUAUAAAUAACAUUAUUAAUUAAAAAUCCUAGAGUUUAGAAAUAAAUUAAA
Molecule: messenger RNA, 2828 nt
Organism: Microplitis mediator
Lineage: Eukaryota; Metazoa; Arthropoda; Insecta; Hymenoptera; Braconidae
Product: kin of IRRE-like protein 1
Exons: 6
Coding region: 468-2588 (706 amino acids)
Biological process (GO): cell-cell adhesion
Cellular component (GO): cell-cell junction
Molecular function (GO): cell adhesion molecule binding
Source: RefSeq, a predicted model, not a curated record